CUGCACUACGGGACCCUCCUGGGCAGCAGAGCUUGUGCCCACAUGGCAGCAGCUGCCUGGGCCAGUGCCUUUCUCAAUGCUCUGCUGCACACAGCCAAUACAUUUUCCCUGCCCCUGUGCCAGGGCAAUGCCCUGGGCCAGUUCUUCUGUGAAAUCCCACAGAUCCUCAAACUCUCCUGCUCCAAAUCCUACCUCAGGGAACUUGGGCUCCUUGCUGUUAGUGCUUUUCCUUUCUUUGGUUGUUUUGUGUUCAUUGUUUUCUCCUAUGUGCAGAUCUUCAGGGCCGUGCUGAGGAUCCCCUCUGAGCAGGGACGGCACAAAGCCUUUUCCACCUGCCUCCCUCACCUGGCCGUGGUUUCCCUGUUUAUUAGCACUGGGGUUUUUGCCUACCUGAAGCCCCCCUCCAUCUCGUCCCCAUCCCUGGAUCUGUCCCUGUCAGUUCUGUACUCAGUGGUGCCUCCAACUGCAUGA
Molecule: messenger RNA, 471 nt
Organism: Cinclus cinclus
Lineage: Eukaryota; Metazoa; Chordata; Aves; Passeriformes; Cinclidae
Product: olfactory receptor 14J1-like
Exons: 2
Biological process (GO): G protein-coupled receptor signaling pathway
Cellular component (GO): membrane
Molecular function (GO): olfactory receptor activity
Source: RefSeq, a predicted model, not a curated record